UGUGUUUUGUAAAAAGUAAAAAUUAUUACUUUCAAUUGAAAUAAUAAAUUUAUUAAUAUAUAGAAGGGUUUUCAAAUAUUUUAUACGAAAAAAAAAAAAUUAAACACUAAAAGAAAUAAAAGUAAAAAUGACAGAAUCAAAAAAUACUGCAAAAGUGACCACACCAACUGGACAAAAUAAAAAAAUUGUAUAUUUUGCUGUCGGACCCAAAUCAAAUUCUGUUCAUUGUCCAUUUUGUGAUAAAAAUGGUGAAACAAUUGUUAGUGAAAAAGUUGACUCUUGGGAAAGUGUUAACAGUUGUUUGCAAUUAACAUUAUGUUGUUGCCCUAUAAUAUUUAUUUCGGCUUUGGCAUAUUUAGUACCAUGUUUUAAAAUACGUCAACAUUACUGUUCAAAAUGUGGUGAAUAUUUAGGAACAUACAGAAGACCAAAAUUAUAA
Molecule: messenger RNA, 439 nt
Organism: Condylostylus longicornis
Lineage: Eukaryota; Metazoa; Arthropoda; Insecta; Diptera; Dolichopodidae
Exons: 2
Coding region: 128-439 (103 amino acids)
Source: RefSeq, a predicted model, not a curated record